Molecule: messenger RNA, 3897 nt
Organism: Effrenium voratum
Lineage: Eukaryota; Dinophyceae; Suessiales; Symbiodiniaceae
Source: the annotation of a GenBank genome assembly
AUGUCCUCAAACCUGGAAGAACAACAGCCCGUGAAGCAGAAAGUGCCAGGCCAAAGCCCCUUGCCCCAGGCAGAGUUGCCACAAAUCCCGGAGUUCCAGAGGUCUCAGGGCAGAGUCAGUGUCAAGAAGCUGCUCAAGAACAAGAUCAUGCCCAAGCUGAACAAGCCCAAGCUGAACAAGUCCCAGAACCCUCUUCCCCCCGCCGGCGAGGAGCCAGAGGUGAGCGAUGCCGCAGGAACAUCUCCGGCAAACUCUGCCUUGGGCCGCGACAGCGAGAAGAACGAGGCCGGCAGGCAACUGAAACCCGAGAGUGAGCCCGACAACCUGCCGGAGCUGCCUGGCAAGCCGGAGGAGGCAAAGGAGGAGGCGGAUCCCAAGGAGGCCGAGAAGCCCCACGAGCCUUCUGGGCCCCGGGCCCAGCACCGCCGUCGGCGCCGACGCUUGAGUCCCGAGCCACAGUUUUCUGAGCGCCUGGCCAGCAGAGGAAGGUCCUCUGCCAAGCACCUUGCCUCAGGCGCCAAGUUCAAGAACGAGCUAGCUGGCACGCCCCUGGCCUGCGACUACUUCCAGUCACACUUCGGGGACAACUCGGAAGCCCUCACAACCAUCUUCAAGAGCGUCAUGCACAGAGUGGAGCAAGUUGACCCCACAUUCACAUAUUCCCGCAAGCCUGUUGCAACCAAUGUCCCUGAUGUACCAGAGCUUGGAGAAUCCCUAGAGUUGAAUUUGAUGCCAUGGCAUCUGAGCUUCGACCCCAGCUUGUCUCUGAAGGGCAAGUCCAAAAUGGUGUACAUCAAGACCUGUGUCACUGACUUCCUGGAGCGGCCCUACAACUCGAUGGAGAACCCGAUACACGUGUUCUUUCCGAAAAAGUGCAACACACCCGGGCAGGCCAUUCAGAGCUACGGAGUGGGACAUGGCAUCGGGUUUGCCAAGAGCCUUGCCAUCAAGAUGCUCCUGCUGGGUGUGGUUCAGAUGCAGCUGUCCGACGCAGAGCUCAAGGCCAUCGCUCCGCAGCUGAAGGCAUUGUUCAGCUUCCGCUGCCUCUACAAGACUUUGGGGGACGAGAAGCAGGACCGCAUCCAGUGCCUGAAGGACAAGUUUGGCGAGGCUGCCCGGCCGCGGCCAGAUUGCAUCCAAGUCUGCACCAUUUUGCAGGCCCAGGCCAGGGAGGAAGGUGCGCAGUGGGAGCAUGCUGCAGCUCGCAUGAUCUCUGAAUUCAACAAGGGUAGCACCAACGAAGUCAAGCAACUUUCAGACUUGGAGAUGUGCAUCGUGAAAGUCCUGCCAUCGAUUGAGGAGGACACCCUCAAGAUGAUCGACUACCAUUGGCAGAACCAUGCCAUAAAGACCAGCGCCUUGCCAUACAAAGUGCUGGCCACUGACGCAUUCAUGAGUGGGUCAAAGCCAAAGCCAAGCCAGGACUCCAAGCUUUGGCGUGACAUCCUCAGCUUGAGCAACGAGAAACGGCACUGGUACAUCACACGCAAGAUCAGGCUCUACCUCUUCAAGAUUGCGGAUGCGAAGCGGCUGAGGAGGAAGGUCAGCCCAAACAGCAUCCGUGACGAGAGGGACAACGACAGUGCUUGGGCAAUCGCUUGCAUUUUCACGCAUUUCCAAGAGGCCUGGAGCGGCCUUGUCACUCAGAGCUCCUUGCAGCGCCUCCAGGACAACUUCUGCCGGGGAUACCUUGACACUGAGCUGCUUGAGAAGUACCGCCUGAUGAACCCCAGUCUUGCUGCCACGAGCUUCCGGUUCUUGGCGGAAGUCGGCUACCAGGUCGAGCUUGCCGCUGACCUGCAAAAGGCCGAGCUCGCCCAGACCAAGGCGCGCCUGCUGAAGGAGCAGCGGCAGUGGAUGCAGUUCAACGAGUCUUUGGAGGAGUUCAAGCUGGCCACCGUUGGGAUGAAGCAGGAGCACGUGGACAAGCAACGUGAUGUGCAGCGAGCGGCCAUAGAAGACUUUGCAGACCUCUUCUUCCCCGUGAGGGACCUAGCAGAGAUCUCGCAUGGCCUCACCUUUGCGGAGGCCAGCAUCCACAAGUGCUGCGGCAAGAUGUCGGCGCCGCAGGAAGCAGUCUUCAAGGUGUAUUGGCUGAACUCCGCAGUGCUGGGCUAUGAUGCAGUGCUUGGAGUCUCCGAGGCCGUUGCAGAGUACGCAAGCCAUGUGGCAAGCAGCCCAGCGAGCUCGUGCAUUCUGGUUGCCGCUCCAACAGCAGGCGCUUGGGGGAGCGAGUACCAUGAGACUGCAAUCGUUGAGGCCACAGAGAAGGUGCGCCAGUUGCUGCAGCACAGCGAGCGCAGGCUGCUGGUUCGGGAGGUGUGCCUGCCCUUCCAAGUUGACAGCAUCCAGGCACAGUCAAAGCGGCCAGGAAUGCACAAAAUUUUCCUUUGCGUUUCUGACCAGUGUGAUGCAUCCGGCCAGCCGGUCUCCAAGUUCACGCAGUCCCAGCUUUGGAAGAGACAGAUUGUGGCUGGGAGCAUCAAGGUCCCGAUGGCUGCAGUGAAGCAGAUGGUUGACCCGCGGAGGAGCUUCGUGGGUGCGUCUGGGCUGGCAGAAGCCUUGUGGUCUGGCAUGGGCCAAGUGCUUCCCAAGGCAAGCAUGGCUGCUUGGGUGGACGUUUUCAUGUACGACCAUUUUGCAGCCGAGGGCCUGAUGCGGGCAAUGGACAACCCGGCCAGUCCCGACAUGAUGUACAUUGGGCUGGUGUGGGCUGACAUGAGCUCCCGUGAUCCCUCCAACUCUGGCGCCCAGCGAACCUCCGCAGAGGUCGGUCAAGACAACGCGAAGAUCUGCAAAUGGGUGAGGAAGCAGAUUCGCCGAAAGCUGCAGGGCUAUGCCACUGAAGGGGCGUUGAGUGUACCUGGCUGGGAGCCCAUCACCGGGUUUCAGGAGACACGGGCUGUCCCACAAGUGACAGAAGCCGACUUCACACUGACCUACCCGGCAGCUUCCAACUUGCUUCCUCUGCGCAGCUGCAUCUUGGAGACUCUUGCCAACAAGUUCACUCACGGUGAUGCGGCAGCGGCUUGGGCAGAGCUGGUCAGUGAACACAAUGCUGUUUGGAACCCUUCUGGCACCCCCCAUGAGGAAACCAAAAAGCGAGCGGCGUCAGAGGAGGCAAGUGGCCACCACCCCAACAAGAAGGCCAAGGUGUUGGAGUCCAAGGCAGGGCAGCCAGCCUCUCUGGAGGAGCUCAUUGCGCAGAAGGGCGCUGUGGUUGACUUGACAGAGACGGUGUCCAACGCCCAUCUCUUCUUCACAGAUGGUGGGGAAAUCUGGGCUCUGGCUGACUCUGACACCACCUUGUCUGACCGUGGCCCGCCUCUGGCUCUCGUGUACGGGACGUUCAAGCUCAACGAGGAAGCAAGCACGGCAUCCAAGAAGAGCUCCUGCUUCCGUGCCACCUUCAACAGCGACACUGAGGAAGCGGUUUUCCGCAAGGCAGCCGACUCCGCCAAAGAAUGCAAGCUGCGGACAUUGCGCAGCUGGCUCAAUGAGCAGGAGCAGCUUGGCUGUGACAUCCAGGCAGUGGAGUUUGCCUGCCACUCCCUGAAGCCAGGCUCGGAGAAGGACAGCGCCGGGGACACCACAGGGCGGGUCUAUGAGGUUCAGGUGACGGACCCCUGUGUGUUCCUCCCUUCACGCACGCCGCGCAAGGUUGGGAGCGCAAAGGCCCCUGACUGGGAGGAUGCUGGAAGCUUGUCUGUCAGUGGCCAAGCCACGAAGAACUGGAAUCUUGAAGAAGGUACGCAUAAUUCAGGCAACCUUUCACUGAAGCACCGCUGGCUGUACAGUGACGGAGAGCAGGGGCAAACAUGCAACCCUGAGAAGCCUGGCUUGUUCCCGAGUGUGCCGUUGCAGCUGAAGCAGGGCAUUCUGGUGCAGCUUGCGUGA